CAGAAAAAAAAAAAAAAUCGAACCAAGACUAGUUGAAGUGGCACUGAACUGAACUGAACUGCUCGGAAAUCAGCGGCGAUUAAGUUGAAGCAGCGAUGAAAGAGUUAACUUCCAACGAAUCUCCAUUCCCUAAGCUCUCUUUAGACGAGAUAUUGGAAUUGGAAAGAAUUUACAAUGACGUCGGAGAAAAAUCACUUGAUCCCAAUUUCUGCAAGGAUAUUGCUGCAAAUUUUAGCUCUUCAUCUAACAGUGAUGGUAAAACUUCUUUAACAUGGGAACAGGUGCAGCAGUGGUUGCAAAAUAAACAUACAGAGACAAAGGGUCACUUUGCUUCAUCACCUGAGGGGCUGAACCUAGUUGUUGAUCUUUCCGGCAAAUCUUCUUCGAUAAAGGGAAAUAAAAGCUCUCCGAAACCAAAAGGUAUUCAAGCUGCAGAUCUGUCAGAAUUAGCAUUUGAAGCGGUAUCUAUAAAAGACAAUGCAUGGCAUGAUGUUUCAAUGUUUCUGAACUAUAGAGUACUAUGCACAGGGGAACUUGAAGUUCGUGUACGAUAUCAUGGAUUCGGUAAGGAUGAAGAUGAAUGGAUUAAUGUGAAAUAUGGGGUGCGACAGAGAUCCAUCCCAUUGGAAGCUUCAGAGUGUCACAAGGUGAAGGAAGGACAUCUUGUACUAUGUUUCCAUGUAAAAUCUGAUUAUGCCCUCUAUUGUGAUGCUAUUGUAUUGAAAAUCCAGAGGAGGGAACAUGAUAGCGAAGAGUGUAGCUGCAUCUUCACUGUCCGGUUUUACCAUGACAAGUCUGAGGAAGAAGUUCGUUGGGACAGUUUGUGCUGUAGGCCAACACAAGAAGAAUCUGAGGUCCCCUUUGAAUUAGAACCUACCAUGAACCCCAUAGCGAACUUGUGGGGAUGAAAAAGAACCAAUUUUUAUUUUGUACUUUCCUUUUUUUCUUUUAGGGAACUGUAUUUCUUGUUUGUUACCAUGUGAAUAAGAAGAUUUUGAACGAAGUCACGUGUAUCCGUUGUAUAAGGAUAUUUUUCAAACUACUAAGAAGAUCUUUACUCAAUAGACUGGUGACAUCAUGCUCUAUGAUGAUAAACAUAAGUAUAGUCGUGAUUGUAGGACAACUUUUAUUUUCUUACAAGAUACUGGAGAAUAAAAUCCUACCAGCUGUUAUCCAGUUUUGCGAUU
Messenger RNA from Medicago truncatula (barrel medic), 1187 nucleotides. Its product is annotated as protein SAWADEE HOMEODOMAIN HOMOLOG 1. The transcript is spliced from 9 exons. The coding region runs from base 96 to 908 and encodes 270 amino acids. NCBI's taxonomy places the organism in Eukaryota, Viridiplantae, Streptophyta, Magnoliopsida, Fabales, Fabaceae. Gene Ontology annotation, molecular function: chromatin binding. The record is from RefSeq and is a predicted model, not a curated record.